AUGGAGACCUCUGAACCGGACCCAUCCUGCCGGCUGAACGGGGUGUUGGGCGUCCUGUACGGGGAGUUCACCGACGCGCUCAACGACCGGGUCCGGUACUCGGUCACCCUGACGCGGAGCGCCCUGACCGUCCAGAGGAUCUCCGCGUCUCCCGGCCGCGCCAAGGCGGUGUUCAACCUGACGGACUGCGUCGGAUGCCGGGCGCAGGGAGGGCCGGGCGGCGGGGACGUCGGAGCCUACUUCACCGCCUACUUCUACCCGUUCCGGAGGCGCUGGAUGAGCGCCGGAGUGGCCCGGCAGAGACUGGAGCAGCGCUUUCGGGUCGCGCUGGUCCAGGACCCGCUCGCAAACCUCCAGGAGGCGGAGAGGUGGGCUCGGGCCAUCAGGGACGCCUCCGAGCUGCAGGCGCCCCGCAGAGAAGGUGUGGUGUACACGGAGGUGCGUCGGCCCUGCAGGGUCAUGAUCCUGGUGAACCCUCACAGCGGCCGUGGUCAGGCCCUCCAGCUCUUUACGGGGUCCGUGCAGGGCAUGCUCACCGAGGCCGCCGUCCCGUACACGCUCGUCAUCACAGAGCACCAGAACCAUGCACGGGAGCUGGUGAGGAAGGCGGACCUGUCGCAGUGGGACGCUCUGGUUAUCAUGUCUGGAGACGGGCUGCUGUUUGAGGUGAUAAACGGUCUAAUGGAGCGAGAAGACUGGCAGGAGGCCAUCCAGACCCCUCUGGGUAUUCUACCAGGGGGCUCAGGCAACGCCCUGGCUGCCUCUGUCCACCACUACUCACAGUCGCCUCCAGCGUGGAACGAGGAGCUUUUAUUGAGCUGCGGCUUCAUGCUGUGCAAAGGUCUGGUGGGCUCCAUGGACCUGGUGUCCAUCCACCUGGCCUCUCGGCAGCGCCUCUUCUCCUUCCUCUCUCUGGCCUGGGGCUUCGUGGCCGACGUCGACGUGGAGAGUGAGAAGUACCGCCACGUUGGAGCGAUCCGCUUCCUGAUGGGAACCCUGGUGCGCCUGGCGUCACUCAGAGUCUACCAGGGCAGGUUAGCGUACCUGCCUGUUACGGAGGCGCCAAAGCUUCCCAAAGGGAGCAUCAGGGCUCAUCACCCUCCCUCCACACCUCAGCGGUCCUCACUCUGCUCCUCCCUCCCUUGCCAGCUCAUACCCAACACCUCCCCAAAUCAGAACUCUCGCCACAAUCACAACAGCACAAAUUCCAACCGCAACACCAUCACCAACUCCUCCAAUAACGCUUUCACAACCAAGAUACCCGAGACUCAGUGUGAAGGCAAAACCAGAGGACAGGAGGACUCCCUGCUUCCCGGGCUGGACCAGCCGGUCCCAGAGAGCUGGACCGUGGUCAGGGAGGAGGACUUUGUCUUGGUGCUGGCUAUCUACCAGUCCCACCUGGCUGAGGACUUGUGGACGGUCCCGGGCGCGAUGGCAGACGACGGGGUGAUCCAUCUGUUCUACGUGACGGCUGGAAUCUCCCGUCCGGCGCUGCUCCGCCUUUUCCUCGCCAUGGAGAAGGGCGGCCACCUGGCGUGCGGCUGCCCCCACCUGGUGUACGAGAAGGUGAAGGCGCUGAGGCUGGAGCCGGUCUCUCCACAGGGCAUGAUCACCGUGGACGGGGAGAUGGUGGAGUACGGGCCCGUUCAGGCUCAAAUCCACCCGGGACUGGCCAGACUCAUUUGUGGAUAA
Messenger RNA from Anoplopoma fimbria (sablefish), 1692 nucleotides. Its product is annotated as sphingosine kinase 1-like. The record is from RefSeq and is a predicted model, not a curated record. Gene Ontology annotation, cellular component: cytoplasm; membrane; intracellular membrane-bounded organelle. The transcript is spliced from 5 exons. Bases 1 to 1692 code for a protein of 563 amino acids. Gene Ontology annotation, biological process: sphingosine biosynthetic process; negative regulation of apoptotic process; cellular response to growth factor stimulus. Lineage: Eukaryota; Metazoa; Chordata; Actinopteri; Perciformes; Anoplopomatidae.